AUGCCAAAAAAUGAAAUAAAAAACCAAAUAUGGUCAGUAGAUUAUCGAAAGAUUCAAGCAGUCGUUGAAAAUAUUGAAGAAUUAGUUGGAAUAAUAAUAGAUAAUCAUAUUAUAUUGGAUGAUCAACGACAAGACUCGAUAUUACCAGUUGCACAAUCUCCGCUAAAUAUGACGCGUAUCAGAUUUCAUAGUUCGAUACCAUUCAAUGUUUUUGAUUUAAAAGAAAAUACACACACUAAUUUAUCAACAGAAAAUGGAAAUUUUAUAUGGAUGCAGUUACUUAUUGAAGUUUUAUUACGAAUGACUUCUUUAACAGGAACAAUAGAUGAAUUGUAUGGAAUGUGUCAUGAAUUUCUUUGUCGAGACGAAACUCAAUGGACAAAAAUCUGUGAAUUUAUAAAUAGCUAUAGACCAUCCAAUGCAAUUCAAUGGCACAUAAAAGAACCAUUUGUCUUUGAACUCUUAAAUAAAGUACUUCGUAGCAGUGAUAUCGAUAAAAUGAUUAUAUUACGUUUGCUAAUACGAGAUUUAUAUUAUCAACUACGAGAAGAACAAAAGAAUUUUCCAGAUACAAUUGUCACUGUAUAUCGCGGACAAGCAAUGGCAUUAAGAGAAUUAAAUAAACUAAGAACACACAUUGGUAAUCUCAUAUCUAUGAACAGUUUCCUAUCGACUAGCAAAGAUCGUGACGUAGCACGUAUGUUUGCUGAAUCGUCUACUGAUCCAAAUGACAACACACGCAAACGUAUUUUAUUUGAAAUUCAUGCUACUACUCGUCGAAUAGAUGCAAAGCCAUUUGCAGAAAUAAGUCAUUUUGGUUCAUAUACAGAUGAAAAAGAAAUCUUGUUUAUGUUGGGUUCAGUUUUCAAACUACAAAACAUAGUUUAUGAUGAAAACGAAAAGUUGUGGAUAGUGAAGCUUAUUUUAUGUGGAGAAAAUGAUAACGAAUUGAAAGAUGUAUUAAAAUCAAUGAAAAGUGAUAUAGCCGAGUGUCCAAAUCUAACUUCACUCGGUCUUCUUUUAAAGAAAAUGGGAAAUAUUGCCCGUGAAAAAGGAUAUUAUAAAGAAGCAUUAGAAAACUUGAAUAUGUCUCUUGAUAUCAAAUCAAAUUUAUCGUCAAUUGACAAAACAUCGGUGGGAGAUUUGUACAAUGAUAUUGGCACUGUUUACAAUUAUAUACCAGAUUAUAGCAAGGCACUUGAAGCUUAUCAACAAGCUCUUAAAUAUAAAUUAGAAAGUGUUGGACAUGAUCAUUUAACAACUGCAUCUAUAUAUGACAAUAUGGGUACUAUUUAUAGAGCACCAAUACAAAUACGAUUUGGCAUUAAAGAGCCAUAG
Molecule: messenger RNA, 1338 nt
Organism: Rotaria sordida
Lineage: Eukaryota; Metazoa; Rotifera; Eurotatoria; Philodinida; Philodinidae
Source: the annotation of a GenBank genome assembly